Rotaria socialis is the source of this 285-nucleotide messenger RNA. The record is from the annotation of a GenBank genome assembly. Lineage: Eukaryota; Metazoa; Rotifera; Eurotatoria; Philodinida; Philodinidae.
GCUGGAGGACAAGGCCAAGGGAGCGCUCUGACACAAUUGUAUUGGCCUAAUGGAAUCUUCGUUGAUACAUUGGGUACACUCUAUGUAGCAGACACGUCGAAUCAUCGUGUAAUGCGUUGGACUCAAGGAGACAAGAAACAAGGCACUGUAAUUGUGGGUGGAAAUGGCUAUGGAGCAGGAGCAAAUCAGUUCUACUUCCUCGUUGGUUUGUCUUUCGAUCGACAUGGUAAUCUCUAUAUCGCCGAUUGGAAUAAUCAUCGUGUUCAACGAUUUUCUAUCGAAUAA